This is a messenger RNA of Oncorhynchus masou masou (cherry salmon), 516 nucleotides long. RefSeq names its product zinc finger protein 565-like. Gene Ontology annotation, biological process: regulation of transcription by RNA polymerase II. The coding region runs from base 1 to 516 and encodes 171 amino acids. Lineage: Eukaryota; Metazoa; Chordata; Actinopteri; Salmoniformes; Salmonidae. Gene Ontology annotation, molecular function: DNA-binding transcription factor activity, RNA polymerase II-specific. Gene Ontology annotation, cellular component: nucleus. The transcript has 3 exons. The record is from RefSeq and is a predicted model, not a curated record.
AUGAAUCUGAACCUCCACCAGAGUGUGCACAAGCGGAGGGCUCAGAAGCACCGAGGCUCACCGAGAGAGGACGUACCGUGCCCUGCGUGUGGCAAGUGUUUCAAACAGCAAUCCCAGCUGACCUGUCACUUCAAGAUCCACACCGGAGAGAGGAGCCAUCUCUGCUUCCUGUGUGGGAAGAGUUUCGCCAGAGAGUUUGACCUCCGGGUGCAUCUCAGAGUCCACUCUGGAGAGAAGCCCUACCAGUGCCACGAGUGUGGCAAGAGCUACAGGUACAGAGCAGGCAUCCGGUCACACAUGCAGCAGAUGCACCCUGGGAAGCCGAUAGUGGAACCAACCCCACCCAUCCCCAUGGGCCCUCGCUACGGCAAUGGAGGAAGUGGUCCUCCUACAUCCCUCAUCAGAAAGGAUCCUGGUGACCAAUCCAGCCCCAAAGCUAUAGAGGCCCAGGGUCCUGAUACAAGCCAUGGCAGCAAGGCGUCAGUCAAAAGCGCCUCGGUUGAAGGCCAGAGCUGA